AUGGCGGGGCCGUUGCUUCGCUCUCUCUGGUCCUCCUCCACGCGCAACACUCUCUCUUCCUCUCCGUCGAAACCCUACCUCCUCCGUCCCUCCGCCAUCGCCCGCGCCUUCUCGGCGGCCACCGCGGCCUCCGAUGCAACUCUUCAGAGCAGCUUGCUGGACCCGGCCCGCCUCCGCAACGUGGCGGUCAUCGCUCACGUUGACCACGGCAAGACCACGCUGAUGGACCGCCUCCUCCGCCAGUGCGGCGCCGACAUCCCCCACGAACGCGCCAUGGAUUCCAUCAGCCUCGAGCGCGAGCGCGGCAUCACUAUCGCCUCCAAGGUAACUAGAUUUGUUACUUCGAUUUUCUGGAAGGAGAAUGAGUUAAACAUGGUUGAUACGCCUGGACAUGCCGACUUUGGUGGAGAAGUUGAGCGGGUCGUUGGUAUGGUGGAAGGUGCAGUUUUAGUUGUUGAUGCCGGGGAAGGUCCGCUUGCACAGACUAAGUUUGUACUUGCCAAAGCCUUGAAAUACGGGCUGCGUCCUAUUCUUCUUCUGAACAAAGUAGAUCGGCCUGCAGUUACUGAGGAGAUGUGCGAUGAAGUUGAGAGUCUGGUAUUUGAUCUUUUUGCAAAUCUUGGUGCUACAGAGGAACAGCUAGAUUUUCCUGUGCUAUAUGCUUCUGCUAAAGAAGGAUGGGCUUCAUCUACUUUCACUAAAGAACCUCCUGCUGAUUCAAGAAACAUGUCACAGCUACUUGAUGCUAUUAUCAGACAUGUUCCCCCACCAAAUGCAAACAUCGAGGCACCUUUCCAAAUGCUGGUUUCCAUGAUGGAAAAGGACUUCUACCUUGGGCGAAUACUGACUGGACGGGUUUCUUCUGGCUGCGUUCGCGUUGGUGACAGAGUUCAUGGUCUUCGUAACAAAGAUUCUGGGGUUGAGAAAAUUGAAGAAGGGAAGGUUGUGAAACUGAUGAAAAAGAAGGGAACAAAUAUGGUUCUCAUUGACAGUGCUGGAGCUGGUGACAUAAUAUCAAUGGCUGGGUUAGCGAGUCCAUCUAUUGGCCAUACAGUCACUAGCGUUGAGGUAAUGACUGCAUUACCAACUGUGGAGUUGGAUCCUCCAACUAUUUCCAUGACUUUUGGUGUCAAUGACUCUCCAUUAGCUGGUCGUGAUGGUACCCAUCUGACCGGAGGAAAGAUUGGAGAUAGGCUAUCAGCUGAAGCAGAAACAAAUCUUGCCAUUAAUGUCCUCCCAGGCUUAUCAGAGUCAUUCGAAGUUCAGGGGAGGGGAGAACUUCAACUUGGUAUCUUAAUUGAGAAUAUGAGGCGUGAAGGAUUCGAGCUCUCUGUGUCACCACCCAAAGUGAUGUAUAAAACAGAGAAUGGUCAAAGGCUCGAGCCAAUUGAAGAAGUUACUAUAGAGGUAAAUGAAGAUCAUGUGGGGUUAGUUAUGGAAGCCUUAUCUCAUAGGCGAGCUGAGGUUCUUGACAUGGGUCCUGUUCCAGGAAAUGAUGGCAGGACUAGAUUGUCUUUGACAUGUCCAUCCAGGGGACUAGUUGGUUACAGAAGUGUAUUUAGCAGUGCCACACGUGGAACUGGGUUUAUGCAUCGUGCUUUCUUAACGUAUGAGAAAUUUCGAGGUCCUCUUGGAAAUGUGCGGAAAGGGGUUUUGGUGUCGAUGGGCUAUGGUACAAUCACAUCCUAUGCAUUAAUGAGUUUAGAACCUCGUGGAACUCUAUUUGUGACACCUGGGAUGGAGACAUAUGAUGGCAUGAUCGUUGGUGAACAUUCGAGGGAGACAGAUCUAGAUGUCAACCCAGUAAGGAAUAAGGAACUUACAAAUAUUCGUUCUGCUGGCAAGGAUGAGAAUGUGAAACUAUCUCCUCCCCGCCUUAUGACUCUUGAAGAAGCCAUCGGGUAUGUGGCCUCAGAUGAGCUCAUCGAGGUUACACCAAAGUUCAUCCGGUUAAGGAAGAAAUAUCUGGAUGUCAACAAGCGUAAAGCCAUGAGCAAAAGGCAAAAGGAGUGAAUCCAGCCUUUCAAGCAGUUUUGGAAUGUUACUAGGCAAUAUUUGAAUGUAUAAGAACAGGUAAUCAUAAUACCCACUCAAUUUUUCCUACUCAAUUUUGGUUGAUGUUUCACUAAGAUAUAGUCUUUUUACAAA
Messenger RNA from Fragaria vesca subsp. vesca, 2148 nucleotides. Its product is annotated as GTP-binding protein TypA/BipA homolog. The record is from RefSeq and is a predicted model, not a curated record. The coding region runs from base 1 to 2013 and encodes 670 amino acids. Lineage: Eukaryota; Viridiplantae; Streptophyta; Magnoliopsida; Rosales; Rosaceae. Gene Ontology annotation, cellular component: cytosol; ribonucleoprotein complex. Gene Ontology annotation, molecular function: GTPase activity; GTP binding. The transcript has 20 exons.